Odontomachus brunneus is the source of this 2880-nucleotide messenger RNA. It is a transcript of the gene Orc2, whose product is annotated as origin recognition complex subunit 2. Gene Ontology annotation, cellular component: nuclear origin of replication recognition complex; nucleus. The record is from RefSeq and is a predicted model, not a curated record. The coding region runs from base 300 to 1991 and encodes 563 amino acids. The transcript is spliced from 9 exons. Lineage: Eukaryota; Metazoa; Arthropoda; Insecta; Hymenoptera; Formicidae. Gene Ontology annotation, molecular function: DNA replication origin binding. Gene Ontology annotation, biological process: DNA replication.
AAGUAAAAUAAGAAGAAAAUCGUGGAGUAGUGAAGCCUUGUUUUACUUUUCGUGUCAUGAGUGUUAUCAGAUUUGAUGACUGACUGUUGGAUAAAGAAUUUCUAUGGUUAUUCUGUUUUCAUGAUUAUUAUUUUUUCUACUAAUUGUUUAUUCGAUAAACUUAUAGUGCAACAAAUGAGAUCUUAAUAAAACGGAAGAAGGAUAUAGAAGCGUUAGGAUACAGAGUUAAUGUGUGUAAACAUAAUGUGAAGAAUAUUCUAUAAUCAUUUAUCAACGGAAAUUCAUAUCGUGUGUAAAAUAUGUCGACUAAUACUUUGAGAAGGUCUUCGCGAAUAAAAUCUGUCGUCAAAUACAAAAAUGAUAGCGACACGGAAACGUCUAAUUCUGUACUAGAUAAUACAUUGGAAGCUGAAAUAGAAGAAGAACUGAAAGAUAUACAAGAGGAGACACAGAAACCACUUGAAUUAUUUUCUGAGAAGGAUGUGAGUGGAAGAAAAUUAUAUGGAUUUCAAACACCUGUGAAAAAGAACAGUAUGAUGCUUAAAGCCAAUCAGUGUCGUACACCUACAACACCUGUACAUCUAAAAACAAUGUCUGAACUAAAAGUUGUACUGGAUAAAAUUGUGAUAGACAAAAAAACUAAAAAAAUAAUCAUACACAAGAAUGCUGCUGCAAAAGUGAGUCGGAAGCGAUUUUUGCCUAGUGUGAAUUCAAGUGGUAACGAAAGUGUAUCAGAGGACAGUGAGUAUAUUCCUACAGAUGAUGAAGCUAAUUCAGAAUCAGAUGAAAUAUCUAACAGCAGCAGAGAGAGUGAAAGUUUUGAUACUAGUGAGGAAGAAGGCAAUAUUAUGAAGGAAAGAAUAGAAAAAAAACGAGGUAUAGUGCGGAAUACUUUACUAAAACGUGAAGUACAAAAUACUCCCAGACAAAAAACAAAGAAUAGCCGUAAGACUAUUGUUUAUAAAGAUUGUCACAUAAAGACUGAUGAGUUCUUUGAAUCCCAACAAGAAAAAACAAUCACAUCUGAUCGUACACUGGGAAGGCUUCGUAAUACACGCCUUACUGAGGAGAAACUUGGUGAAUUGCUAGUAAAUCAGAAUCAUGUUUCCACAAUACACAAGAAACGUAUUCAUUCAUUAAUAGAAAAUUAUAAAUCAUUCUUUCCAAUGUGGCACUUCAUAAUGGAGGAAGGUUACAGCCUUCUACUUCAUGGUCUGGGUUCAAAAAGGAAUUUAAUUAACGAUUUCCACAAUGAGGUCUUGAGUGAUCAUCCGACACUAGUUAUAAAUGGAUUUUUUCCUAGUUUGGCAAUCAAAGAUAUACUGAAUGAUAUAAUUACGGAAAUAUUGGAUUUGGAUUGCCCAGGAAGUCUCAAUGAUUGUCUAGAGCUUAUUGAAAAAGUUCUGGCAGUUAAUCCAAACGAUCGACUCUACUUGUUAAUUCACAAUAUAGACGGAAUAAUGCUGCGCUCUAACAAAGCUCAAAAUAUUCUCGCUAGUUUAGCAGGCAUUCCGAAUGUUCGGGUUUUAGCAUCCGUUGAUCACAUUAAUGCGCCACUUCUUUGGGAUCAUAUAAAACGUGCGAAAUUCAAUUUCUAUUGGUGGGAUGCGACUACAUUCCUACCGUACCAAGCUGAGACUUCGUACGAGAGUUCUCUAUUAGUUCAACAGAGCGGUACACUCGCCUUGUCCUCUCUGCAGAACGUCUUCCUCUCUCUCACCUCAAACGCUCGAGCGAUUUACAUACUUCUCGUCAAAUAUCAAUUGAACCAUAUUGGUGGUAACUACGCAGGAAUGUUGUUCAAGGAUUUGUAUCAAGCGGCGCGCGAGCAGUUCUUGGUCAGUUCCGACUUAGCGUUGAGAGCGCAGUUGACCGAGUUCAUAGAUCACAAAUUGGUCCGAACCAAACGCAACGUAGAUGGUGCUGAAUAUCUUACGAUACCCCUCGACAAAGGUCUCUUAAAGCAAUUUCUUGAACAACACGAUUCGUGAUUUAUCUAAGAUAUACUCGUAAAAUAUAAACAAAAAAGGAUACGUAAAUCUCUUCGUGAGAUAAUUUAUAAUGAAAGCGUGAAAUGUUUAAGGAGUUCUUGUCGUUUUAUAUAUUUUAAAGCUUCUGACUAUUCGCCACAAAACUCUUGAUUGAUGACGUCAGAAGCAAGAUAACAGCAGCUUUUAUUUUCCAAUUUCUGAAAAUAUAUGGAAAAGAUGCAUCCAUAAAAUGACAUUUGGGAUCGAUCGAGCAGAUUAGUAAAAUUGUUUGGACACUUCUUUUUUAUUUCAACACUCACACUAAAUAACCAUAAAAUGGAGAUCUUGCUUUCAAAUCAUCUUUUUUCAUGAUUUUGUCACAUUCAUUUUAUAGUUAUUAGAAUAAAAAGGGAAGUUUUAGUGUAUUUUAGAGGCAUGUGCUUAAUCGAUCGCAAGUAUCAUUUUUUUCAAUAUAUUUUAUUUUUUGCAGAAAUUCUGAAUGUAUAUCUUGCUUGUUUUCUUAUCAAUCAAGAAUUUCAUAAUAAAUAUCCAGGAGCCUUAAUAUAACUUAAAAAUAACAUUUAAAGCUGACUUAUACACAUUUUUUUAUUAAAAAUUACAUUCUUUAUAAAUAAGAUAUAUUAUUAAAGUAUCAUAAUUUAUGUGUGAUUAGUUUUAAGUGAUAUUAUGGCAAAAUAGUGGCAUCAAUGGGUCUAUUUGUUUUUGAAGAACCUCUGAACUAGUGCAUACUAAUACAACAAAUUAGAGUGAAAAAUAGUAUAGUUGUUUCACUCUAACUUACUGCUUCAGAGUUCAGAUCAUUAAUCAUGAAUUUUUUUCACGUGAACUCAAUCUUAUUAAUUAUGUAAUUUGUUUCUUUAGUAUGAUAUAAAAACUAAAUAAUAUUUCA